UCUUCUGUAUUCUUCUACGUCUAAAGAGAUUUAUAUCAUAUUAUCAAAAGAAUUUGAAGCAAAAAAUAAAGAAAUUGAAAAUGUCUGAAAGGGAAGACAAUUCAGGGCUUCUUGAUCAUCUACUGGAAAAGAAUGAAAUCUACGAUAAUUUUCAAGAUAAUGCUGAAAAUUCAAGUACUGGUUUUCUACAAACCAAAGACUCCAAAGGUGAGUCUCCUGUUGCACAUUGCGUCAUGGGAACGGCGUGGGUUUAUAGAGAUGAAAAUGGAAAACAGAUUUUUGAAAAGCAAUUAACUGAAGAUGACAUUACUAGUGAUCACUUACAGAUUCCCAAGAGAAUGGCGAAUUAUAUACAGAGUCUGGAAUUACAACGCGCUGAUCCUGGAGAAAAAUACUGGGAAAUGGAUUUACAAUUGGAUAAUUGGGGCGAUCGUGAAUGUCAAUUCACUGGACAGUGGAAGGAAUUUGUCAAUGAAAAUAAGUUGAAAGCUAAAGAUUUGGUGGUAAUUGAGAUUUUUAAUAACGAAAAGCGACUUAAAAUUGGAUGCAGUUCAGACCAAAAAGCUAUUAACUUGAACAAUCCUGUAUUCCUCAGGCGUUUGUCUAGAGCUGAUGUUAAAGGACUAUAUGUAAAAAAGUUGCGCGAACAAUAUUCCUAUGAUGGUAAUACUGGAUUAAUAGAGAUAGAACCAGUUAUUGAGAUGAAAUUAUGUUCUGAUAUUGUGUACAGAUAUGGUGGUACUAAUGGUGUAAUGUUCAUACAAUUACCAAAGAAAGAAGUAGACAAAAAAAUGGGUCGCGAUCUUUCUCUUCCUGCAGUUGGCGGAGAAAUAGCGCUACCUUUAUUUGAUCCAGUGGGAAACAAUGUAGUGGAGAUGAAAUUGGUGCAUACUGAGAAGGAUGAAUAUCAUGUUGGAGGAGAAUGGGAAAUAUAUGCUGCUAAAUAUGACUUAUUAAUGUCCGAUACCAUUUUUCUUGACAAGGUAACUGUACAUCGCGAUCAUGAUCAUGAUCAUGAUCAUGAGCUGAAUAAUCCAACUACUGCAAAAUUUUCCUAUCAUUAUGAAAUCACAUACCAGAGACGACGAGGGACGAGUGAUCAGAGCAGUUUGGCAGCUGCAGCUGCUACUGUACUUGAUAAUAAUAUCAAGGAUAACGGCGUUAAUUCUUGUAUAAUGUUGUAGCUGGUAAUGUGACUAAUGUCAGUACCUUGAUUUUCCUGCUAACUAACAGAAGAACAUUAUGUGAUUCUAAUACUUUAGUAGUAUUAUGUGCUGUUAUAUGUCUUGCUCAAUUAUUUGUUUUGUCUGAAUGUCAAACGUC
Messenger RNA from Nicotiana attenuata, 1323 nucleotides. RefSeq lists its product as uncharacterized. The transcript has 2 exons. NCBI's taxonomy places the organism in Eukaryota, Viridiplantae, Streptophyta, Magnoliopsida, Solanales, Solanaceae. The coding region runs from base 81 to 1184 and encodes 367 amino acids. The record is from RefSeq and is a predicted model, not a curated record. Gene Ontology annotation, molecular function: DNA binding.